Molecule: messenger RNA, 664 nt
Organism: Glossina fuscipes
Lineage: Eukaryota; Metazoa; Arthropoda; Insecta; Diptera; Glossinidae
Gene: VhaM9.7-b
Product: V-type proton ATPase subunit e
Exons: 3
Coding region: 315-584 (89 amino acids)
Biological process (GO): proton transmembrane transport
Cellular component (GO): proton-transporting V-type ATPase, V0 domain; plasma membrane proton-transporting V-type ATPase complex
Molecular function (GO): proton-transporting ATPase activity, rotational mechanism
Source: RefSeq, a predicted model, not a curated record
AUGUUUUCAAUGCAGAGUCAAAAUUCUACGCUAUCCAACAAUUGCUAUGUUUUGUGCGAUUUCUAAAAAAAUUUCAUAAAGACUUAACGUGCGUUUCCAUCUUCAAUACUUUGCGAAUAUAUAUUUUAAUCAGAAAAUUUAAUGCCCGUUUUUCGUUUGCUGCCGAAUUCUAUAUAAAGAUCAUCGCGUAUAGAAUUAUAAUUUUUCUGUGGCAGCUCUUUACGCGUCAUGUGAUAAUUAGUAAUUAUAUUCGAUCAGUUCCCUUCGCUGGAAUAUCUUUUUUCUCUCAAAUUAAGUUAAAAGUAAAAUAAAAAAUGGUUGACUCUUAUGUAGCGCCUUUGGUUAUCACUUGUAUUUGGGCCUUUGUAGGCAUAAUUUGUCCCUUCUUUGCUCGUGGACCCAGCAAAGGAGUUACUCAAUGCUGUUUGAUGUUAACUGCAGCUACUUGUUGGCUUUUUUGGCUUUGUUGCUACAUGACUCAAAUGAAUCCUUUGAUCGGCCCUAAACUAAGUCGUAAUGAAAUCAUGAUCAUUGCCAAGGAGUGGGGUCACGAGAUAAAAAAUGUUAUAGAUAGUAUGCAUUAACAUGCACCUCCUUAUAACUACAAAAAUAUAUAAAAUUUUUUCUCCUGUAAAUAAAUAUCAGAUAAGAAUACUAACAGGUA